This is a messenger RNA of Neltuma alba, 1486 nucleotides long. Its product is annotated as nuclear pore complex protein NUP43. The coding region runs from base 82 to 1140 and encodes 352 amino acids. Gene Ontology annotation, molecular function: protein binding. The record is from RefSeq and is a predicted model, not a curated record. Gene Ontology annotation, cellular component: nuclear pore outer ring. NCBI's taxonomy places the organism in Eukaryota, Viridiplantae, Streptophyta, Magnoliopsida, Fabales, Fabaceae. The transcript has 5 exons.
UCCACUCUCUUCCUCCUCUUCGCCUUUCCCAUUCGGACUGUUGUCUCACUCUUCUGCAGCAAAACCCUGUAAAACCUAGCAAUGGCUGUCACACCACUUUCUGAGCGUCCAGAAAUCCAGAGGCUUCCCCAAUAUAAAUACGUCGACGCAGUUCGUUGGCUUCCACCGCUAUCACCAUUCGAUCGAUUUGCGGUUCUUGCUUCAUUUGAUUCUGAUUCCGAUGCUUCUUCCAUCGAAAUUCACUCUUUUAAGCCUAAUCCAGCAGCCUUAGAACCUCAUUCUUCAUGGGUUUCACCUUCCAGAGUCUCCUCCCUCAAAACCUCACAGUUCCUUCAGAAAACCUUCAUUGCUGCCUCAACUUUUGCUGGCUCUCUGCACUUCCUUUUCUCUAAUUCCACUGACGCGUCUCUGGAAUCAGAAGUUUCAGUGCCGGAGAAUGAACUGCAUCGGGGACCAAUUUCAUCCAUUGAUCUAAUGGAUGGUGGAGCCCAGUGUGUGAGUGUUGCGGAAGAUGGGAGGGUCAAUUUGGUCACUGUUGGGAAUUCAAAUUUAAGUUAUAAUCGGGUUUUUGAUAGCAGUGGCCUGGUGUCCUACACGACAGCUAAGUGGGCGUCGCCGGUGGAGUUUGCCACCGGUGGAUAUGGAUUUAGUCUACAUUGGUGGGACCAGAGAAAACCCGGCGGACCAGUUUCACAGUUUAAGGGUGACUGGGAUCAAAAAAUGACUGCUGGGAUUGUGCACUCUAUUGACAUUCAUCCAUCACGAAAGCACACUUGUCUAGCAGGUGGUUCCGUGGGUACUCUUUUUGCCUGGGAUCUUAGGUGGCAGCAACAGCCUAUUAUUCUUUCAAGGGCAGGGGCAGCAGUCGGCAACAACGAAGUCCAGUCAGUGUCUGAUAGUGAGGUUUGGGAGGUUCAGUAUGAUCGUAGCACAAAGUCUAACAUGUCAUCUACCCGGAUCUUACCCGCCAUGAUCUGCUCAGAGGAUGGAAUCCUUGCUGUCAUCAAGCAAGGUGAGGAACCUCAGGAACUGCUAGCAGAACCCUGUUCAAUUAAUUGCUUUGAUAUUGACCAACAUUAUCCAUCGGAUGUGAUAUGUGGUUUGGAGUGGGAAGCAAUAGCCAUAUUGACAAAACAAUAAUGCGUAAAUUUCCAAUCUUUAAUGGCUCAUAGUUCUGAUUGGAAUCUGUUGUACAAUGCCAGGGUAAGUUUUCCCUGGAAAAAAAAGAAGAAGGAAGUUUUCUUGAAUUUAUUGGAUGGAAAUGAAGCUUAUCCCGCAUGACUCUGCUGCAAUGUUCAGUUCAUUUAGCAUUUGUAUGGAAAUAGGUUUCUAUAUCCUUUUUUCCAUUUCUACAGUAUACAGAGAAGUUGAGUUAUGAGGACUUUUUGGGUCCAAAAAAUUUGUGGAUUUUAUGGGAAAACAUUGCAUCAUGGGAAGAAAUAUGAAAGUUGCAAGUACCCGCUAGCAAUUAAAAUGAAUUCAAAUA